GUACAAGUUGGAAGUCCAAUGGUUAUAAAAUCGUGCGACACAAACCUCAAAUGUGAUGUGUUUAUUUGGUGUCGAAUAACUGUUUUCUAUGAAAACGUAAUGCUUUUGUAAUAUAGUGUUUUACUUUUCCGCCCCAUUGAUUAGUUGAUCUGAGGGUGGACACUAUCUUCUUAAGCUACUUUUAGCUUGGUAGUUAGCUUUGGCGUGCAGAGUACAACCUUGCCCUUUCUUCAGCCACCUUGGCUUUGGGGUUGUCUUUUAUCUCUUGCUUCCUAGUGUGAGCGACAAUUCUGUCAGCUCCUUGACACUGGCAUUCAUCAAUAUGGACCAGCGAAGGAGCAAUUGAUGGAAAGUAACAACUUCACUCAGGGACAUCUUCCCCCUUCCCCCUGAGAGCUGUCAUUUUGCCUACAUCGACGUUUUUGGGAGGAGCGGCAUUCCUGAACCAACAGGAUGUUGGAAGGCCUUGUCGCCUGGGUGCUAAACACAUAUUUGGGGAAAUAUGUCAGCAACUUAAACACAGAUCAACUAUCUAUAGCCUUGCUCAAAGGUGCAGUUGAAUUGGAGAACUUACCUCUGAGGAAAGAUGCCCUCAAAGAGUUUGACCUGCCCUUUGAGGUUAAAACAGGCUUCAUUGGAAAGAUCACGCUUCAGAUCCCUUUCUACCGGCCUCACAGUGACCCUUGGGUCAUCUCCAUGUCCCAGCUAAACCUCAUUAUUGGUCCUGCCCAUUUGCGGGAGUAUGAUGAUGAGAAGGAGAAAGAAGAGCAGAGUACACGCAAGAAAUAUCUCCUCAAGACUCUUGAAGACAAAUUCAAAAGUGAGUGUGAACAAAAAGGAGAGUCUUACUGGUACUCUGUGACUGCAUCAGUGGUGACAAGGAUUGUGGAAAACAUUGAGCUGAACAUCCAAGAUGUACACCUGAGAUUUGAGGAUGACACAUGCAAUCCAGAGAAGCCCUUCUCCUUUGGAGUAUGUGUCAACAAUAUUUCUGCUCAGAAUCCCUCCAAAGAUAAGGCAUGGACUCCGUUUCGACAAAAGCAGCUGGAGAUCGAAGAUUUUAGAGUCUACUGGGAUACAGAAUGUGAAAUGCUGGCAAAUCUCCCGGUGAAUCAGAUCCAGGAAGCUAUGACCCAAUGUAUGAAGACGUGGGCGCACCAGUAUAUCUUUGAACCAGUGUGUGCCUCCGUAUUGCUCAGAAGAAAUGCCUCCAAGGAGCCUCUGAGGUUCCGACACACUCCACGGAUUCAAGGCCACGUUCAGCUGGAGACUAUGUUUCUACACUUAUCUCAGGUUCAAUACCAACAGGUCAUGGCAUUCCUCAAAGAACUAUACCGCCGGGAAAGGGAAAUGCUUUACAGAAAAUGGAGGCCUAACUGCUCUGUCUCUGGAAACUGCAGACAAUGGUGGUUGUUUGCCAUUGAGGCAAACCUAAGUGAGAUCAGGGAACAGCGCCGUCGGGGAAGUUGGACCUUUGCCCUCCAGCGGGCACGAGAUGCCCAGACUUACACCAGCCUGUACUUCAGAAAACUCAAAGGAGUCCCACUAAGCCCCCAAGAAGAGAGUGAGAUUGAGCGAGUAGAAGAAGAGCAGACCUUGGAAGAGCUCCAGAGUCUCAGAGAAAUCGUCCAUGACUGGUUUCGAAAACAGGAAGAGAUUGUUGAGAAUGUACGAGAGACGACUAGUGAACCCCUGCCCUGUCCGCCCACUCCAUCCAUCCCCAAGAGUGGGAGCUCUGGUAUGAUCCAGUACCUGCAGUCGUGGUUUCCGGGCUGGGGGGGCUGGUAUGGAGAUUCUCUGGACCCGGAGAGAGGCCCUGAGGUGCUUCUCCCAAGCCCAUCCUCCUGGGAUAUUCUGGCAGAAACAGAUGACUUGUUUGAUCCACUUGAGGACUCCCACACUUUGAACACGUUUACCAGGAGAGAUUACCUGUUUGCUCGGCUGGAGUUUUUACUGGAAAAAGGUGGAAUUACACUCUUCCAUCAGGACACUAAAGACAAAAGACCACAUGAAAGUGGAGUCAUCCAGCUGGAGGUUUCAGAGGUGAAGGUGGUUGUGGAGUCUUUGCCUCGCUCAGAGUCUUCUCUACUAUCUGUAAAGCUGGGUGGUUUAUUUCUCAGAGACUUGACCACCCAUGACACCGUCUUCCCUGUACUGGUGUCUCCAAAAACGGACAAGGUUGUCAUUUCUGUUAACCAGACAUCUGGGCAGCCCAGCAGCAAUUCGGGGAGUUCAAAUGCAGAGAGCUUUUCCUCUCCAGUGUUUGAAAUGCUUUAUGAGCGUAACCCUGUAAGGUCUAAGUUUGAGAGAAGAUUGGAAGUGAACACGAGCCCACUAAACAUAAUCUACAACCCACAAGCAAUCAAAAAAGUGACUGAAUUCUUCUAUAAAGGACGAGUUCAUUCCUCUGGUUUUGGCUAUCAGUCAGAGUUAGAGCUGAAAGUGGCAGAGGCUGCCAGGAGGCAAUAUGACAAGUUAAAAAGACAGACCAAGGCAGAAAUCCGACAAACUAUUGAUCAGCUUCUUGUUGGAGAAUUUAUUGAAAACAGUAAACGUUGGACUAUGAAACUGGACAUCUGUGCACCGCAGGUCAUUUUCCCAGAUGAUUUCCAAUCAGGAGAUCCAAUGUUAGUUAUUGUUGAUUUAGGCAGGAUUUUGCUUACCAACUCUCAAGAUGACUCCAAAGACUGCAAAAUAACCCAACCUGAAAGGGAAGACCUGAGUGAUGAGGAGUACCAAACACCCUUGGCCACUCCACCAGAGUCUCCUCCUGAGCUUGACAUGCCCUUGAAAGACUGGCUAAAAUGUCCUGAACUUCCCAGCCUCAGAUCUCCUGAGAGUACAAAAGCCUAUAGCAGAAAGCUUUACGAAAGAUAUUCAUUGUCCUUCAAGGAUCUGCAGAUCAUGGUCGGUCGCUACAAGGACAAUUGGAAAAACCUUCAAGAGAGCGAAGUAGGGCCGACUCACGUGGUGGAGAAAUUUAAUGUGUUGUUACAACUGGAGCAGAGAUUGCGCUAUACGUCAGAUCCCCAGCUCCCAGGGGCUGUGCUGUCAGGAACCCUCCCAGAUCUGAAAGUCCAUAUCAACCUAGAGAAGAUGACAGCUUUGAGGAGUUGUCUGGCUAGACUAAGCACUCCAGAUGGGAAUUCAGACCAAGGCCAAGAUAAGGCGUCAAAGUCUCCCGACCCGCUUACUCUGCGCCAUGAGAAAAUCUUUCAAAGAGAGGACAGCUCUUGGAAGAUCCAAGGUUCAGCCAAGAACUUGACGCAAAGCGUCAUGACUUUAGAGCAGCACACAAGGGAAGUCUUGGUAGAAUCCCGUCUACUGUUGGCUGAAUUCAAAAUAAACUAUAUGCAGCUUGGGGUGGAGAGCGAUGGCCGCUACAUAUCUGUUCUCAAGGUCUUUGGCACCAAUGCCCAUUUUGUCAAGCGUCCUUAUGAUGCAGAGGUCUCGCUUACUGUCCAUGGUCUUCUUCUUGUGGACACUCUACAAACCUAUGGCUCAGACUUUGACCUGCUAGUGUCAUCUCAUAAAAAUCUCAGUUUUGAUAUCCCCACCGGCAGUCUUCAAGAGAGCCAACCAUCUUCCCCGAUGUCCUAUGAGAGCAGAUCUUCAGAGCAACCGAGUCAUCUCACGGAGUCAUGUAUGCGCACAGAUAAAAUUGCAGCCCUCAGUUCCUUUCUCAAGGAUCAAGAGGCCCUAAUUAAACUCGAGUACCAGUUUGUGAGCUCAGACUGCCCUUCCAUGAACUUGGAUAGCUCCCUUCAGGUGAUAACUAUGCAGGUCAAUAACUUGGACAUCAUUCUGAAUCCUGAGACCAUGGUGGAACUCCUUAAGUUCCUUCAGAAAUCUUUCCCAAAGGAAGAAAACGCUUGGACAUUAUCACAGCAACCUGCAACACAACCCUACCCUGAGGAAGAAACUUUUCAAUCAACAUAUGACCAGAACAAGGAGCUUACUGUCGAGAUUCAUCGACUUAACCUUCUUCUUCUUCGAACUGUCUCCACGGGCGCCGUCUUGGGUGCUGAGAAGAAAGGUUUGAAGAUUGCCACUGCCAGCAUCACCGGCACCAAGGUUAAUGUUUCCUUAGGUAGUCGAAUGGACAUUAACGGGUCACUUGGAGCUAUUCAGUUGGUAGACUUGACCCAGGAAGGAGGUCGAAGCCAGUUUGUCGUCAGCAUCGGCAAUGCAGAAGAUGUCUCAACUGAUGAAGUUCUAACUUUGCUUGCUGACAAAGAACUUUCUCCUUCAGAAGCUCUGAAUUUUCACCUUCUAGAGAAUUUCCAAGGGGACUGCACUUUAAAUCUGCAUAUGGCAUCUUUGCAUUACAACCACUCAGCCAAGUUCUUGAUGGAGCUGAGUCUUUCUGCUAACGAGGUGGAAGACAAUUUCCGCUCAAUGUUGAAAAGUGCUGCAACCAAAGUGUCAACAGUUCUUGCCACAAAGACAGCAGAGUACAGUGGCAUGUUUUCACUCUUUGAGACUCCCUCGCGAAGAAGUCGAACACAGAGUUGGUCUUUUCCAUUGGAGGAUGAAGAGGAUAUUUCCAUGGAGGAAACUGAACCCACCAUAGACACAUUCUUUGUCAAGUUGACCCUAAAUAUAAACAUUGAAUCACCGGUCGUGUCCAUUCCUCGCAAACCUGGACACCCUGAACUGCUGGUAGGGCACUUGGGUAGCAUAACUAUCAAGAAUUUCAACACUGGCCAACAUUCUGACGGGGAGAGACUCCAAGUUCUUGUCAAGGACAUUCGGCUAUACUCACUAAACACAAGUCCUUUGGUUUUGAAGAAGAUGCAAAGAGCGGGAAAAAAUGGCAGCAUUUCACCAUCCCAUACUAGAAGUCAUGAUGAACCGCAGUUCACACGUCAUGACUUUUUUGAAUACCUCAGCCAAGGAAAAGCUUUCCAUAUAUUGAAAGACACCACCAUACAGUUCACGCUGGAGAAGGCCACCAUCAAUGAUGACAUAUAUACUUUGCUCAACUCCAAAGAACCAUGCAAGAGCACCGCGUUGCUGAGAGUCGAAGGAAAAUUUGUCAAACCUGUUCAGGUAUUCCUUUGCAAGGCAGUGUACGAACAGGUCCUCCAGACACUGGAUAAUUUAUUUCUCAUCGAGGAGCAACAUGUCACCCCCAGUCAGCCACCAACACCCCCGCCACCAACUCCUUCCUCCACCAGACCUCACCGCUUUCCCGACCCCCAUGGAGGACUCUUUGCAAAGGAUCCUCCCUACAUCAGCUUAUCACACUCAAUCCUCUCCUCUCCACUGCCCCUACAGUCUCAAAAGCCAAGUUCUGACUCUCCUGCAUUUACUCAGCUGAAAGUAACUGUUCAUGUAGCAGAAUUGCAGGUCCAGCUUAGUGCUGAUCUUACCCAGGGCUCCCAAGGCUUAAUCAGUCUCCAGUUCCGUGACCUGGUGGGCGACUUCACAAAAGAGCAUCCACAUUUGUUAGAAGUCCAACUAAUCCUGCGUUCAGUGCUCAUGGAGGACCUCCUGGAGCAGAACCCUGAGCAUAAACAUCUCAUGGUGUCCCGUGGAGCGCCAAAGCCUUUGACAUUCAGUACAAAAGAGUACCUCUCUCAAAGUUGUCCAUCUGCGUGCAAUGCCUUAUACCCAGUUAUGCCUCGCUCUCUUCCAUCCCACAUGGAAGAGGCCCAGAAUGUCUUCCAACUUUACCAAAGGCAUGCCGGUACUCCUUCAGCAGGUCAUCGCAAAUCUAAGAAAGAUCCAGACUGUCCCAGCACUCCACCACCCUCCCCUACUCAUCCCGCAUCCUCCCCACAGCCGACCUCCGAAUUUGAUGAGUCAUUAGUUCACAUCAACGUGUUGCUGGUUGACCAGAAUCACCCAGAGUUCAAAAGCCGUUACGGCAGCGUAGGGCGAAGCAUCGAUAUCGACUUUAACUGCUUGGACGUAUUAAUCACAUUGCAGACCUGGGUGGUCAUCCUGGAUUUUUUUGGAAUCGGCUCCACGGCCAAUAAUCAUGCAAUGAAGGUGCCUCCGAGUUCCCCUCAGUGUGUGCCAGGACAUCCUCUCGAUGAGUCAGACAUCAUUGAGCAGGACCCAAACGAAGUUGUCAACACCAAAUUGGACCUUAAGGUUCAUUCCUUGUCUGUUGUAUUGAACAGAGAAGGCAACGAGCUUGCGCGAGCCAGUGUGAUAAAAUUAUCGGCACAUCUGGAAAUGUUGGAGAGUAACCUGGUAUUGACAGGCAGUUUGGGAAGUUUGUCCCUGAGUGAUCUAACCCCACAUGGCGAGCUUUACCGGGAACGUUUCACCACAUAUGGAGGGGAGGCUCUAAUAUUCAAUAUCCACAGAUAUGGUAUGCCAGAUCCUUACCUGGAGCGUGAAUAUGACAUCAAGGUCUCUUUGCUGAUGGCUUCAGUGCAGUAUGUCCACACGCAGCGCUUCCAGGCUGAGGUGGUGGCCUUCAUACAACACUUCACACAGUUACAGGAUGUGCUCGGCAGACAAAGGGCAGCGAUGGAAGGCCAAGCUAUACGGGACCGUCCACAACGGGCAUCCAGAGUUCUGCUAGAUAUCGAAGCUGGUGCACCAGUCAUAAUCAUCCCAGAAAGCUCGACUUCAAAAAGGGUCAUUGUAGCAAAUCUUGGGCAGCUGAGGCUGCAGAACUGCUUCUUACCCGCUGGGGCCCGUGGCACUCUCUCUGCCCGAGACAAGGUAGAGAAACUGACCAUGGCACAUGCCUUUUUCCCGUCUCUGGAGCCUACACAAAAUGCGGCUGCAUGGUCUUAUGAGCAAAAAGGACAACAAAGCUCCCCCAGCAGCGCACAGCCUGAAGGAGCUGAGGAGAAGGGUAGUAGCCCCAUCGCUUCAGAAGUCCAUGUGUGUCUUUUGGAUUGCAUUGCUCUGGACCUGCAGCAGAUGGAUAUUUUUGCUGCAGAGCAUCUGCUCUGCCAAACAUGUGACCAAGGUUGUAAUGCCUCUGAAACCUCAGAUGUUAUUUUCCCAUCCUACUGUGUACGUCGGCUGGGAGGAAAUCUGCUGAAAGACUGCUGUCGCCUCCAGCUUAAAGUUGAACGCAACCUGGACAGUGAGCUGAGCCAUGCAGUUCCCGAUAUGACUAUCUACGGUAGCCUGUCAUCAGUACAGUGCUCUCUAGAUCCAGAACACUACCAGCUGAUUCGAGGGCUGCUGGAGAACAAUCUCGGCGAGCCCGUUGAAGAAUUUCUGCGACCUUUCAACCUGCAGGACCCCAGUACCUAUACGGUGUUAAGUGGAGAUGUCUUCACCAACUUGUCAAUCCUGGUGGAUAUGAUGGAUGUCAGUCUGGAGCUCAUAGACAAAUCGCACAAACGCUCACUAGCAAGAUUUAACUUCAUGAAAUCCAAGCUGCUUUUUGAGAAGUUCUCCAAUGACUCCAAAUCAGUCAAUCUGGUCUCUCACUCACUACUUGCAUAUGACACUCGGAGCACUGGGCAAUACGAGAGCACUGGUGGUCCCGACGGGACCAGACACAAUGUAUUCGACUGCAUUCUCCAGCCUUCUAAAACUGGCACAAACCAAGCUUCUCUGCAACUCGAACUGCAUUACAGAUCUACACGAGAUUCGUCCUGUUUCACAGUUGUCCUGAACAACCUAAGAGUCUUCCUCAUCUUUGACUGGCUGCGACUUGUGCAGGAAUUCCUGCGGUUGCCAGUAAAAAAGACGACAGGCGGUGCCGAGAAUCCUCAAUGUCCAAAUAACGUCAACGUUGACCUGGAAACAAAUACUAAUUCCUUCACAACUGGGGCUGUCAUACCGAAGAGGGUCAAGAGUGGUGUGGUUACCAAAAGGUCCACAGUGCCCGUUACCAACAAUCGCUGCCUGGAGGUUAAGGUCAAUGUUACAGGCACUGAAUUUGUCAUCGUAGAGGACUCAAGCUGCCUGGAUACCAACGCCAUCAUUCUUAAGGGCACCACUGUUCUCACCUACAAACCUCGUCUGUUGGACAGGCCCUUCUCUGGAAGCCUUGCCGGGAUAGAGGUGUUCUCAUGCUGUCUUGGCAAUGAACAGGAGACUGCAUUGUCCAUAGUUGAUCCAGUCAACAUUCAGGUAGAGCUGUGUGGCAGCCCCACUUACCAAAGUAGCUCAGGUCUACUUGAUGCCUUCAGCGUGGAGGACAUCCCUCCCUUGCUGGAGAUCCAGUUUCCUGUUCUGGACAUCCGACUGUCUUACAAUGACAUUCAGCUGUUCUUGGCCAUAGCCAAAUCCAUCCCUACUGUAAAUCCUCCACCAACCUGUGACACAGUGCCUCUUGAUACACCCAAAGACUCUCACAAGAAGAAAAAUGUUGCCCAUAUAGAAGGACAGCUGAUUCAUUUACAAGAUCUUGGGUUCAGGAAAGAGGACUGUAAAAAGGCCCUUCUCCUUUGUAAAGGUCACCUGGAUCUUGCUGCAACUUGGCUGCUAGAGAAUGCUGACAAUAUUGCAGGCCGGUCCAAAGAACGUACCAGAACCUACUCUGGUUCUUCCAGCCAGGCUGCUGCUCUGUCUGGCGUAGAAGUAAAGGCAGAGAGCAUCUGCAUUUGUUUCAUUGAUGACUGUUUGGAUUGUGACAUACCACUUGCUGAGCUCACCUUCUCCAGGCUUAACGUUUUGCAGCGUAUUGGUUCCUCCCAGGAAGGCACUGCCAGCUUUAGUCUUUCAGGAGACUAUUACAACAGAGAACUGUCAGGCUGGGAGCCCUUCAUCGAGCCUUGGCCCUGCUUUCUGUCCUGGCAAAAGCAAGAAGCAAGCCGAUUGCAUCCUCCCCGUCUCAAGAUGGCUGUUAAAGCCAAGCAGCGACUUGAUGUCAACAUCACCUCUGUUCUCCUGGAACAGUACAACACAACCAAGACCUCCUGGAUAGCAGACUACUGCAACAAGGAAGAACAAAGUAGUCAGUCUUCACCCACCUUGUCCUGGAUAGGCUCCUCAGUUGACCCGCCUACCUUUGGCCCAAGUGCUCCCCUUUCCCACCUUAGAACUCGUAGCACUGCCAGGUUGACCAGCUUUGAUCAGCAAACUGACUCCAAUGUAGUAAAACUUUCCAAGAAGAGGCAGCCAUUUGUGCCAUAUGCUCUGCGCAACCAUACAGGAUGCACUAUGUGGUUUGCCACGCUGACUACAACCCCUACAAGAGUGGCACUGUCUCACAGCAGUAGUGCAGACUCUAUUGGAGACAUCCACGGUCCUGGCAAUGAUGAUAGCCACAAUGUCAGUCAGUGGCAAGAGGUGUUCCCCGGUGAGGAGAUUCCAUUUGAGUUUGAAGCACGAGAAAAACUUCGCCAUAGGCACACUCAUGAGCUGAAGCUGCACCAACUGCUUGUCCGAGUGUGUGGAUGGGAACAAGUCAAGCCUGUGUCUGUGGACAAAGUGGGAAUUUUCUUCCGGUAUGCAGGUCCAGACAGGAACAACGCCUCCAACAUUGUUGGCAGUCCUAUCAGCAGGACUAACAUAAUUCAUCCACACGUCUACUUCUCAGCACUUCCUCCGGUGCGAGUGGUCUUCUCCAUCACGAUGGAGGGAAGUGCCAGGAAGGUCAUAACUGUGCGCUCAGCUCUCAUUUUGAAGAAUCGUCUUGAUGUUCCCAUGGAGAUCAGACUUGACAGCCCCUCUGCUCCUGACAAACCAGUGGUAUUGCCUCCAAUUUUGCCCGGUCGGGCCUUGGCAGUUCCCCUGCACCUGACGUCAUGGCGGCUCCAGGCACGGCCUAAGGGCUUGGGCUUAUUUUUUUGUAAAGUUCCAAUCCACUGGACCACUGUGGAGCGUCACGGAGAGAUCAGCAGCAGCAAGAGGGAUUGCCAGUCUGCAGACUUCGAUGACACUGUCAAACGUAACUUCAGGUUUUGUGUGGUCAUAAAAAAGGAAAACUACCCAGACCAGCAACCUGCCAAAAAGGUCUCCAGUACCAAUCAGAUCUAUCGACAGCCAGGUCACAUAAUCUAUCUGUUGCCCACCAUGGUGCUGGCCAACCUGCUCCCCUGUGACCUCAACUACUAUGUGAAGGGGACAGGCAUCAAAGGCACACUGAAACCAGGAAAAGAAGCUGUGCUUCAUGCUGUGGACACCUCUCAGAACAUGGAGCUAGGUGUCCUGUUAGAGAACUUCCCUGUGUGCAAAGAGCUGCUCAUUCCUCCCGGAACUAUGAAUUAUGUUGUAAUGAUGAGGCUAUACGACACAAACAAGCGUCUUCUUUGUCUGACCAUCCGAAUCAUCCUCCGGGCGCACGGGGCUCUGAAAAUCCUGAUUUCUGCUCCCUACUGGCUCGUCAACAAGACAGGCUUGCCAUUAAUUUUCAGACAAGACAAUGGCAAAGUGGAUGCAGCAGGCCAGUUUGAUGAGCAUGAAUUGGCGCGAAGCCUCAGUCCUUUACUUUUCUGCUACACUGACAAAGAACAGCCCGCCAUGUGCACUAUGCGUGUUGGGAAAGGGAUCCAUCCAGAUGGAGUUCCAGGCUGGUGCCAGGGUUUCUCCUUGGAUGGAGGGAGUGGAGUCAGGGCAGUGAAGGUUAUCCAACAGGGUAACAGACCUGGACUCAUCUACAAUAUUGGUAUCAGUGUGCGCAAUGGAAAAGGACGCUACAGAGACACUCACAUUGUGACUUUUGCCCCCCGCUACUUGCUGGAUAACAGCUCCUCACACAAACUUGCCUUUGCCCAGAGAGAGUUUGCUCGAGGAAAGGGUAUAGCCAACCCAGAGGGCUACAUCUCCACUCUACCAGGCUCCAGCGUUGUCUUUCAUUGGCCCCGAAAUGACUAUGACCAACUGUUAUGUGUGCGCCUAAUGGACAGCCCGACAUGCACUUGGUCAGGAGGCUUUGAGGUCAACAAACCCAAGUCCUUCCACGUCAACAUGAGGGACACCAUGGGGAAUUGCUUCUUCUUGAGGACAGAGAUCACCAUCAAGGGCGCAACCUACCAGAUCUCCUUUACUGACACUGAUCAGCUGCCACCUCCUUUCCGUAUCCACAACAUCUCUGAGGUUCCCAUCCAAUUCUGGCAGCAUGGGGUGGUUGACAUCAAGCUGCACACCGAGGUGAAGGCCGACUCCGAACUGGACUACGCCUGUGACGAGCAAACACUGCCGCCAUACCUGACUCUGACUGUGAAGGGAGCCGGCUCAUCAGAGGUCACAGCUGACAUGAACUUCUUCAGAGAAUACAACAAGCUCUACUAUGAGAAUUUCAUCUACAUCGCUGCCACGCACACCUUCUCACAGAGUGGGGUUAGGAGGCCUGUUGGCAAGAAGCAUCUGGUAACCCGUGCUGAGCUGGUGCUUGAUGUGGACACAAAGACACAGAGGGUCAUCUUGAAAAAGAAGGAGCCUGGGAAGCGCUCCCAGUUGUGGAGGAUGACAGGUACUGGUAUGCUGUGUCAUGAAGGCUCCUCACCACCUCAGAGCAAACCUGCCCAACCACGUCCAAUGGACUCCUCUUUGGUUUUGGACAUUGCUGGACUUGCAGCUGUUACUGACAACAGUUUUGAGCCAUUGAUGUUAAGGAGACCUGACCCUCGUCGCAGCACAACCCAAACAUGGUAUUUCAGCUCAUGCAUGCUGACCUGUGGCCUUCCCCGACUAGUAGUACAGGUAAGGGGUGGUAUUGGAGGCCUGUACGAUGGAGCAGAGGUGGUGUUGGGACCAGAUUCCGGACUUUUAGAGCCUGGUCCUGAACAGCAGUUUGUCAACCAAAAGAUGAGGCCUGGUUCUGGCGUAUUGUCCGUUCAAGUUUUGCCAGACGGACCCACACGUGUUCUCCAGAUCAGUGACUUCAACCAAAGGAGACUGAUCCACAAGUCACCAAGUGCUGAGCCGGACAAGAACAAAGAGGAUUUGAAAAAGAAAGAAAUUGAACAGGAGCUUGAGGUGAUAGUCAAUUUGGAGGAAGGUAUUGGCGUGUCUCUGGUCAACAAAGUUCCAGAAGAGCUCGUGUUCGCCACACUGUCCGGUAUAGAUGUCCACUUCACACGUACCGCUGCCAAUGAGGUGUUGGAAUUGAGCAUUCACAACAUUCAGGUGGACAACCAGCUUCUAGGAACCACACAGCCAGUGGUGCUGUGUGUGACCCCAAGCUCCGCAGAUGGCAUUGUGAGCGAGAGCGGUCCAUCCUUGCAGGUGAACUCGGUCAAAGUUACGAGCCGUCUGCUGCUUACUGAUAUCUUCAAGCAUCUCAUGGUAACAGCUGGCCGAUUCACAGUCAUCAUUGAAGAAAAAUUGUUGCUCAAGCUGCUCAGCUUUUUUGGUUACGGGCAGACAGAAGCAGAACUGGAGAAAUUGGAUGAAAACCUUCAUGAGAGGCCCAAUCAGGAUGCUGGACCACCCAAACGCUACUACUUUGAGAACCUGAAGAUCAGCCUGCCUCAGGUCAAGCUCAGUGUCCUCACCUCUCACAAGCUGCCUGCUGAUCUGAAGGCUUUGAAAGGUACCUUGGGCUUCCCAUUGGUUCGCUUUGAGGAUGCUGUUGUUAACAUGUACCCGUUCACUCGAGUGCACCCUUAUGAGACCCAGGAGAUCAUCAUCAAUGAUGUUCUCAAGCAUUUCAGAGAGGAGCUGAUCAGCCAGGCAGCCCAGAUCCUGGGCUCCGUGGACUUCCUCGGAAAUCCAAUCGGACUUCUCAAUGAUGUUUCUGAAGGCGUAUCGGAGCUCAUCAAGUAUGGCAACGUGGGCGGCCUUAUACGAAAUGUGACACACGGUGUAUCCAACUCUGCUGCUAAGUUUGCAGGAACUUUAUCUGAUGGGCUGGGAAAAACCAUGGACAACCGGCACCAGACGGAGCGAGAGUACAUUAGAUAUCACGGAGCCACCAGUGGCGAGCACCUGGUCGCGGGCAUCCAUGGACUCGCUCAUGGUAUCAUAGGUGGCAUGACGAGUAUCAUAACGUCAACUGUGGAAGGGGUCAAGACGGAGGGUGGUGUCAGUGGCUUUUUCUCCGGCCUGGGCAAAGGUCUUGUCGGCACUGUGACCAAACCGGUGGCUGGAGCACUGGACUUUGCUUCAGAGACGGCACAGACGGUCCGAGACAUGGCGAGUCUCAGUAACCACAGGCUAAGCGUGUCCCGUGUCAGGAAACCUCGCUGCUGCAAAGGUCCUCAGGGUCUUCUGCCUCGCUACUCGUCCUUGCAGGCUGACGGCCAAGAGCAACUCUUCCACCUCACAGACAACAUCCAAUCUGAGUUCUUCAUCGCAGUAGAGCCCAUUGACAGCUACAGCGUGCUCAUCUCCUCCAAAGUGGUCUACUUCCUUAAGCCUGGAGACCAUGUGGACCGUGAAGCUAUUUUCUUGGAGAUCAAGUAUGAUGACCUCUAUCACAGUCUGGUGUCUAAGGAUCAUGGCAAAGUCUAUGUGCAGCUCACCAAAAAGGCUGAAAGCACCAGCAGUGGUGUGGCCAUUCCUGGCCCCUCCCACCAGAAGCCCAUGGUCCAUGUAAAGAGUGAAACUCUGGCUCUCAAAAUCUCCCAAGAGAUCAACUACGCCAAGAGUCUAUACUAUGAGCAGCAGCUCAUGCUACCCGCCAGUAACAAUGAGGACUGCUUAUUGCUUGAGUCGUGAUCAAAUAGAGAUGAGGGGGGUUUCUGAAGCCCCCUUAAAUGAAGAUGUUUAAUCCACUCUGCGAUUGACCGGCGGCCACUCUAGGGUGUACGUAACUGUAUCAUUUUGAGAGUCAGCUGAUAAAGGCUGUAGCUCAAAGCUGCCAAAACAUUAUUGGAUGGAUUAAUCAAAAGGGGAUACUCAGAUAGUCACAUGAUCGUUUCAGUCACAUGACGGAGUUUUAAUUUCAUCUGUGUAUAUUUGUUACUCUGACUGUGUUUAUAGCACCAAGUGUACAUAUUCUGCAGGUCUUCCACAAUGAUUGUGAAUAAGGUAAAAAUGUAAAUAAGGAUAUUAUUUUGUGUGAGGGAUGAAAUAUAAAAAAUUGCACUGACACAUUUGAGUAUGUGAAAUGCCCCAAACUGGAAUCACUUUAAGCUGCCUUCCCCAUCUCUUUGCCGUGUACAAGUACAAACCCACUGUUUUGACAUUUCGGUAGCAUCACUGUUUGUUUCUCUUCGAUGUGACUGACUUCCUCAUAAACUAGCAUCUAACUUCCAAGCUGGAUUUUUGAAAAGUCAAUGAAGUGUCAGGACUUUUGGUUUAGUGUCACUUGCUGCGAUGAGUUUGAGCAUUUGGGGGGCAUAUUGUGACAUGUGGAUGUUUUGUAAAAUGCUUUCACAUGGACAAAUGCAAAUAAAGGACCCCUGAUUUAACACUU
Syngnathus acus (greater pipefish) is the source of this 14233-nucleotide messenger RNA. RefSeq names its product vacuolar protein sorting 13 homolog D (gene vps13d). The record is from RefSeq and is a predicted model, not a curated record. The transcript has 71 exons. NCBI's taxonomy places the organism in Eukaryota, Metazoa, Chordata, Actinopteri, Syngnathiformes, Syngnathidae. Gene Ontology annotation, biological process: mitochondrion organization; protein targeting to vacuole; protein retention in Golgi apparatus. Bases 454 to 13533 code for a protein of 4359 amino acids. Gene Ontology annotation, molecular function: protein binding. Gene Ontology annotation, cellular component: extrinsic component of membrane.